This is a messenger RNA of Alternaria ventricosa, 624 nucleotides long. RefSeq lists its product as uncharacterized. NCBI's taxonomy places the organism in Eukaryota, Fungi, Ascomycota, Dothideomycetes, Pleosporales, Pleosporaceae. The record is from RefSeq and is a predicted model, not a curated record. The transcript is spliced from 3 exons. The coding region runs from base 1 to 624 and encodes 207 amino acids.
AUGUCGGAUUUGAACGCAAUGGGCAUGAUUGCGCGCAUUACAAUUGAGCCAAACGACGGGGCCGAAGCUAUCUGGCUGAAGAAGCUUGUCACAUCAAUUUUUGCAACAGAGAUUGUGAUUUUAUCAUACUUGGCAUAUGCUCAAGGAAUUCCCAAUGCCCCAAAUGUAUCGCGCAUUAUAGAAUUGACCACGCUUGUUGGAGUCGAGCCUACGACUUGGAGGGAUGCGAUCGAUGAAGUCCGGACAGUCACAGUGAGGCAACAGCUCUUGAGGAGUAACAAUGUUGCUUGCGUUGGUAUCGAGUUAGAACAAAAGUACUUGAAAGGAUUCGCGAAAGAGAGGAUCUGCAAUCACGGCUCCUAUCUCACCAAAUCGACAUGGCAAAUUCUUAAUAGUUCUGCCCAGAGAAGUCACGAAGCACUAGCGAUGCUGCGGAAUGAGCACGAAGAAGCCAGGAAACAACUGGAAGAGCUUACUCGACAAGUGGUCAAAGCGAGUGGAGCGCCAGCACCAGCAGAUGGUGUCAACGACGGUGGUGACACAGAAGAAAUACAGGCAACACUGUUGUCUAUUCAGCCAGAAGUAGCCCAGUCAUCUCCCGGUGUUGAGAUUAAUAGCGGCUGA